Messenger RNA from Drosophila willistoni, 1662 nucleotides. RefSeq lists its product as uncharacterized. Bases 59 to 1375 code for a protein of 438 amino acids. Lineage: Eukaryota; Metazoa; Arthropoda; Insecta; Diptera; Drosophilidae. The transcript has 3 exons. The record is from RefSeq and is a predicted model, not a curated record.
AAGGACUCGUUUCGCGUGUGUUUAAACUUAAACAAAAAAAAAAAAAAAAUCAAACACAAUGAGCAAGCUAUUGACCUCCGCCGAUAUUGAGGAUGGUAAGAUCGAGUACGAUAAUGCCACCGGGGCCAGCACCCAGUAUAAGCUAAUUGAUGGAGGCUAUGAGAUGAUCAUUACCACCCCUCAGCCGAAUGGCACGGUCAAGACUCAGGUGAAGACCUUCUGGGAUCCCAAGCCGGUGAGCGAAGCGGAUUUGGCCAAAGAGCAGGCCAACAAGAAGAUCAUCAAGACCCGCCUGGGCAAGGAGAUACGCAUCGAUGAGCGUACCACCAUGUUGACCCGUGCCAUUGAGGGUGGCUAUGAGGAGGUCUACACCACCAUUAACGAGGAUGGAACUCGCAGCAUGCGCACCAAAACCUUCUACGACUCGGUGCCGACAGAGGUCAAUGAGAAUACCAGCACCAAGGUGAACAAGACCAAGAAGAAUGUGACUCGCAAGUCAUCGGUGGACUCUACCGACUCCACUGAAUCCUCGCGUCGUGUUCUCCAGAAGGUGCAGCAGCAGAAGAAUGUGGUGCAGAAUAUCAACGAUCAGCAGUCGAACUAUCGCCAGGAUACCACCAUCGAGGAGACACGUCGUGUUACCCAGAACAUUGAGAUCACCGAGAACAAUCGCACGGUUAGAAAGAAUUCGCUGCAGGAGCAGAGCAUCAAGGCGGUGACCUCAUCGGAGGGCGGCAACAAGAAACCCAAGAAGAAGACCAAGUCAUCGGCUCCACCACCACCAGCUGAUUUCGUGCAGAAUGAUACCACAACUGUGGCCUCCAAGCGUGUGCCCGGCGGUGUGGAGUACACCUAUUCCACGGAGCUAGAGUCCGGCAAGACCAUCACCACCAGCAAGACUGUCUACGAGGAGGAGGAAGUGGAGCUAACCGAAGAGGAGAUCAAGCAAUACAAGAAGACUCUUAAGGAUGCCGAGAAGCAUAAGAAUGUUACCUCAACCAAGAAGUUGAAGUCCGAAUCGGGUACCAAGAAAAUUGUACCAUCCGAGAAUCCUGGAGAUGUCACCACCGUGGAGACCAUCAAGAUUGAAGGCGGCACUGAGUAUCAUUACACCACUGUGACCGCCGAGGGCAUCGUAAAGAAGGCCGUCAAGACUGUCUUUGAUCCAGUGCCCAGCACUAAGGCCAAUCCCGAUGAUACCGACGAAGAGGAGAUCAUUGAGGAAUACGAAGAGGAGAUCAUUGAGCCGGGCGAGAAGAAUAUCAAGACAAUUGAGACCAUCAAGCAAUUGCCCCACAAGUUCGAGGAGGAAGUGACCAUUACCCAUGAGAAGAAGGAGAAGAAGACUAAAAAGACCAUGGUCAUAAGCCAGUAGAGAUUGCACCCACUCACACAUACACACACCUACACACACCCAUGACUACCACACACACAGCAAAAGCUUUUGUAUUAGCUGGAUUGAUGAUUAGCCAAAGGCUCAAAUCAAAAAAAACUAAAAAAUUAUUCAAUUAAUUAUCAGCCUUGUUCGAAUUUGUUGAGAAAAAUGUAUUAGGAAUUAUAAAUUGGGAAAAUUUUAUGCAAAACUACUUAAUUAACUUGUAUGUACUUAAUUGUAACAUCAUUUUCAUUUAAUUAAACGUUUUACUUUGGUUUUGGUUCUAA